UAGAGAAUUAGAUAAAAAUUAUUACAUAAAAUGAAGAACAUUGAUUACAGUAAGUAUUCACGGUGAAGUCAAUCAUGAGGCUAGCCUAUGGCUGAUAGAAGAGCUAAUUUGAAAGCAUCAUAAAAUUUUGGAGUAUAAGCUAUUUUAGAGAGUUAAAUUUUGACAAGGAGAAAGAUAUUUUUGAUUUUUGGUUAAUGUACAUUUUAAAGAAAAAUUAUUAUCAACCAGAGGUGGUGUAAAAACUUAAAUUUUCUUUUGUAAUAUCAUACUUUCACCUUCUCAGCAAUGCUACAAGAAUUCCUUUGAUUCUCUCUUACUAACAUUUUUGUCGUGUCUAUACUAACAAUUUUGGAUAAAAACAAGUUUAAAAAUACUAUCUCACCAACAUAGGUUCAAAACUUAAACCAAGAGACAGUUUGAAAACAACAAUUGGAGUCCGAGAUUCUUUACAGCCUGAGAUCAGUACUUUUUCCCAAAAGAAAAAAUCCAUGAUCGACUUUGACAACGUGAUGGAAGGAUAUAUUAGCUUUGGUGGUGACAAGGACAAACCAUUUUUCAGAGAACCCUCUCAUAAAGGCAACUGGGAGAGGGUUUAUAACCAUAUUUACCAUACUAAAGAUAACAUAAUUGAUCAGCAGAAAUAUAUGAAAGUUUGCAGAAAGAGACAGAAGAGAGGAAAGGAUGCAAGGAAAAGAAUAAAGAGCCCUCAGAAUCGACUCUCACUACCCGGAAGUCCUUCAGCAAAUAAGCUAAGGCUGAGUCUUCAAGAUAUGUAUUUCCCCUCUAGAAGAAGUAACCUAAACAGAUCCGUUCAAGAAGCUAAUGAUAGGAUUGACAAAAAGUUGAUUGGUUCAAUGUUUUUGAAUAUUAUGAAGAAAAUUCACCAAGAGAGGAAGCCAAACCCUCGUUCAAAGCUAUCCCAGUUAAAAAUUGAUGCAGAACACUUCAGAAAUUCUUCCCUCAAGGAAAUUUCUAUGUUGCAGAAACAUAUCCAUGGCCAGAUUAAUGGAAAAGGGAGAAGAAAAUAAUAAAAGGAACCUUAAAACUCAGCUAUAUCAUAAUGAUAGAAGUGGAGAAAGAAUUAACCAGUCGCUUGGUCCUAUUGGAAAAACCAUUGACGAAUCAUUAGGGGUACUAUCUUCAGGCAAGAAGAUAGGAUCUAUCGAAAGAAUCAAGAAUAAUAGAAAUAGAGAAAAUUUGAAAUCUAUGAAUAUAUCAUUCCAUUUAAACAGCGAAAAUUUGAGUGUAUCCAGCAAUACAGACGACGAACCAAAAAUACACCUCAAUAAACCCUCUCUAAAAGUCUCACGAAAAGUUUUCUCAAAAUCCAAAAACCAGAACAAUCUUACAUCCCAUCAGAACCCAAUCUACUCCCUCUCACCUCCCAAAUCCCACCCCAAUCCCUACUCCAAAAGCAAACUCUUCAACAUCCUUCAUAAAAAAUCCUUCAUCAGCCCCCAACCUGUCCCUAUCCGCUGUUCCAGACUCUACAAAUCCCCCAAACCCCCUCUCAAGAUCCCAAAAACUACUCACAACCCCCACAUAUUCCUUUCCUAAACUUA
Molecule: messenger RNA, 1562 nt
Organism: Moneuplotes crassus
Lineage: Eukaryota; Ciliophora; Spirotrichea; Euplotida; Euplotidae
Source: the annotation of a GenBank genome assembly